Eucalyptus grandis is the source of this 1164-nucleotide messenger RNA. Its product is annotated as probable disease resistance protein At5g43740. NCBI's taxonomy places the organism in Eukaryota, Viridiplantae, Streptophyta, Magnoliopsida, Myrtales, Myrtaceae. The transcript has a single exon. The record is from RefSeq and is a predicted model, not a curated record. Bases 1 to 1164 code for a protein of 387 amino acids. Gene Ontology annotation, molecular function: ADP binding.
AUGGGAUGUCUUGAAGAGCUAUGUAGUUGUUCCCAUCGAACGUGGAUUCGGAUACGUGAUCUCCUCCAAGAGAUUCGCCAACGUCUUCGGGGGGAAGUCCAGAAUCUGGAGAACGAGGUUCUGAGGGUCGAGGUUCUUGCGGAACAGGCUAGAAACAAUGUUCGGAAAUUCCACGUUGUCUUCACGACGUGGAAGGAAAGUGCUGACAAGGCCUUGGAAGAGGCGCCAAAGCUGUUGGAUGACUUCGAAAAGGCGACCAAGACUUGCUGCUACGGGACUCUUCCCGACCCCAAAUCUCGCUACCAGUUCAGCAGGAAGGCCGAGGGCAAGAUCGAGGUCAUUAAGCAACUCACUCAAAAAUGCAGCAGAUUCAACGCAUUGAACGACAUCUCCUUCAUCGAUCCUGCUUUCACUUCUUCUGCCUCGAAGUCGAUUAAGCUUGGGGAUGAUGGCGUCUUCGAAUCCAGAGCUUUGAUGAUACGGAACAUCAUGGGUGCUCUUGCCGACGACAGUAAUAGUGUGGUCGGGGUUUAUGGGAUGGGCGGGAUCGGCAAGUCCACCCUUUUAGUGGAUGUUGAAGGGAAAAUAAGAGAAGAAAAGUCGUUUGAUUGGGUAGCUAAGGCGGACGUAUCAGAAAAUCCGGACAUCAAGACGAUUCAAGGAGAGAUUGCGGACGCCUUGGGCCUUACUAAGAUAAAGGAGAAAGAGACUAUCAGCGGGCGAGCGAAACUUCUGCACGAGAGGUUGAAAGACGAGGAGAGGGAGAAAAAGAAGGUCCUCAUAAUACUGGACAACCUGUGGAAGGGGCUCGACUUAAACAAAGUCGGCAUUCCUUGCGGACACGACAACAAAGUCAUAGGAUGCAAGUUAUUGUUAACGUCAAGAGAUCGUAAUGUUUUGCGAAGUGAAAUGGGCUGCGACAAGGACUUCCCCCUUGGUGAGCUGGAGGAGGAAGAGGCAAGAAGUUUGUUUGAGAGGUGGGUGGGAGACAAAGUUCAUGAUGACAAGUUCAAACCCUUGGUGGAUGAAGCGCUCCACAAAUGUUUUGGUAUGCCUUUCCUAAUUGUCCAUAUGGCAAAAGUUUUUAAACUUGCUGAUUUACCUGAAUGGAAGAAUGUUUUGAAACAAAUCAAGCUGUCUAAAAAUGAAGAAUCGGGGAAGUGA